AUGGAUUCGAUGGCCGAUCCCAUUCAGGCUUCAGUUGCUUUCGCUCUUGGCGCGGCGGCCGGAAUCCUUGAAGCUGGGAAAGGCUUGCAAGAUGGCGAAUCGGAGUCUCGAGAGCACCUCCCAGCUCCAACACCGACUGUGCCCGCACGGGCGCCUGGUGAAGGCAUUGCAAGCUCCCAUGCUUGCGCCGAACUUGGCCUGCCGCGCAGACUGUCAGUGCUUCAGGUGCUAGAGGAGCUGACCGACGACGAGGCCGUGUUUUGUGGGCCAUACUCCGAGUCGGAUGACGAAGCGCUUCCAUCCGAGCUCUACUUUCUUCAGGCAUGGGCACUGGGACCAUUUCAAGAGUCCACUUUGAGUCGACGCGAGCGUAGAGAGGAGGUGGCUCGGAGUGGGCUGCACCCUUUGAUCCAGCCCCCCAAUGACAUCGAAGGGGAGCCAGAGAAGUACGUCUGCAUCUUCCAUGUCGGUUUGGAGGAUGACGACGAGUUCUGCCUUGUCAAAAGACUCAUUGGCAAGGGCGGGCACAAUAUGCUGCGCAUCUCGACAGUGUGCAAUGCCAAGGUUCGUUUGCGUGGCAGGGGGAGCGGCUUUUUGGAAGGUUCCAGCCGUGAAGAGGCCCCCAUACCGCUGCAGCUGCACAUCAGCUGCACCUGCUAUGCAGACUACGUGUAUGCCGUGGACAACGCAGCCGCCCUGUUGCGGGACUUGUACAAGGCAUACAGGCGGCACAAACGAUUUCAGGGCAUGAGGCCCGAAGAGGUGCGUCUUCGUAUGGAUGAAGUCCGACCUAGCCUGCAGCCCGUAGAAAACGCGUCCGUCCAGAGGCCUGUCAAGCUGGCACGAAGUAGCGCAAGAGCUGCUUCGCAGCAUGCUGCCGCUGAGGUAGGUGCCGAUGAGCGACGGACGCUGAGGCUUGAGGGCCUACUGCUUGGCCUGCCGGACAGUACCCAGCAAGAGCUGAGGAGGCUGAACCACGCCAUGAUCCUUCAGCAGAUGGAGGCAGAGGCGGCAUCCAGACAUCGCGAGGCGGCGCGCUCUAAGAAAAGUUCGACGGACGAAGGUAGCAUGCCGAGAAAGAGCAAGGCCAACUACGUGGACAAGCAGAAAGAUAAGGGCCAGAACGAAGGCAAAAGCACAGGCAAGGGCAAAGGUGCGGACACGGGCAAGGCCUGGCGCAAGGUUGACAGCGGUAAGGAGAAGGGCAAGGCGCAAGUUCAGAGCAAGAGUGCUGUCAUGGAUACAGGCAAGGGCACAGACAAGGGAAAGGAGAGCGAGGUCAGGGUGCCGGCACGGGACAAAUGCAUCAAGGGCGAUGGCAAGGUCAAAGGCAAAGGCCUGGGCAAGGGUGAGAUCCACUGUGAGGACAUCGCGGACACGGACGAAGAAGAGGACGCGACUGCAAGCCUACAAAAGACGCUUCAGCCGUAUACGGCGACGACUUCUCGAGCAUCGCCGAGGACUCCUGAAGCCACCCCGCCUCGAAGGAAGCUGACCAGUGACAUGGAGCCGCCAUCGCCAGUGUCCACAGCCCCAACCGCAGAGCAUUUGCCAGCGUCUCCCGGCAAGGGUUCGUGUCUGUCAGCAGGCAGUGCAUGUGCCUCCCCAGAACCGUCAGAACCCAUGUCGGCCUCGUUGAACGAGAGGGACGCGGAGAGUUUGUUCAAGCCUACAAGGCAGCAGAGACCAAACACGGGAGGAGCCACGGAUGCAGAGGGACCACCGGCCGAGCUGUCAGAUGUUGGAUGGGCAGCUCCGGAAAAGGCGCCGCAUGGGUCAGAGGUUUCCUCGAAGCAGGACCUCAUCGACCUGGUUGAACCUUGGGUGCAGAAAGCGGAGGGCCAAUGGAGUGGCAGCGUUUCGACAGAGGUGUCGGCACUUUCAGCUACAAGGUCACCCAACUUGCAACUGGAUGGGGCCGAGCUCAACUCAAAGGAAAGCUUGAUAUGA
This is a messenger RNA of Symbiodinium natans, 1950 nucleotides long. NCBI's taxonomy places the organism in Eukaryota, Dinophyceae, Suessiales, Symbiodiniaceae. The record is from the annotation of a GenBank genome assembly.